CAUGAGGCUGGAGCUCCAGUCUCCUCAAGCCCGCCCGCCUCCUCGCCUGGCCGCUCUCAGCCUCUCAUCACCGGCCUCAUCCCCGGGCUCAAGCCGCUGUCGAGCGACCGUACGGAGCCGCUCCAUGGAGCUUGACUACCGGUCGCAGCCGCUCAGCAGGAAGCGCCACAAGAGCAUGGAGGUCUGAUCACGUCUUCCUCUUCUCAACAAUCCUGGGGUUGAAGCAUGGGGAGCUGGCGUGAUCUGCGCGUGGCCUUCAUCCUGGGCUCUUUCUUCAUGAUCCUGCUCAUCAUCGCCUACUGGGACGACGUCGGGGGCUUCAGUCUCUACCCUCGGCGAGACCACAAGCACCAGAGUUGCUCCGGCCCGGGGAGGUCCAACACGACCGGGACAAACCAGAGUGUUGCGAGGAGACCGGAGGACGCGGUGGAGUUUGAGGAGAAUAACGGCGUCUCAGACGGAAGUUGGGAGCAGAUGGCGAGGAAGCAGAGGAUUAUGGAUGUGUGUUCAGGAAAAGACUUGCUGGAGUUUCCCGGGAGGACUCGAGCUUUUCAGCAGAUCCCCAACAGAGAACUGGACCACUUGAUAGUGGAUGACACCCACCAGAUCAUCUACUGCUACGUGCCCAAGGUGGCGUGCACCAACUGGAAGAGAGUGAUGGUGGUUCUGUCCCAGUCUCUGGUCUCGCCCGUCUCAGGAGAACCUUACACUGACCCGGAGUCGGUUCCUGCUGACCUGGUGCACAACUCCUCACUUCACCUCACUUUUGCCAAGUUCUGGCGCCAUUAUGGCUCUCUUUCCCGCCACCUGAUGGAGCUCAAGCUUCAGCGUUACACCAAGUUCCUGUUCGUGCGCGACCCCUUCGUCCGACUCAUCUCGGCCUUCCGGAACAAGUUUGAAAGGCCCAACGAGGACUUCUACCGCCAGUUUGGCUCGGUCAUCCUGCGUCGCUACGGCAACCUCUCGGGAAGUGUGCCGGAAACCGCGGCCGAGGCGUUUGCGGCCGGAAUCAAACCCACCUUCCAGCAGUUCAUCUCGUACCUGCUGGAUGCAGAGACGGAGAGAGAGAGCAUCUUCAAUGAACACUGGCGCCAGGUCUACCGCCUGUGCCACCCGUGCCAGGUCAACUACGACUUCAUCGGACACCUGGAGACCCUGGAGACGGACGCGGAGCGGCUGCUCAAGCUCCUGCAGGUGGAUCACAUGCUUCGCUUUCCCUCCGGGGCCAGAAACCGGACUGCGGCCAGCUGGGAAAGGGACUGGUUUGCCCAGGUUCCCACUUCACUGAGGACAGAACUGUACGCGCUCUAUCAGGCGGACUUUCAGCUCUUUGGUUACCCCAAACCUGACAGUGUGCUCCACCGCUAGGCCACACCCACCUGAAAUACCUUCAAAGUCUGUGAUGCUGUUUGUUGGUGCAUUUACCUCAAAGUGCCUGCCAGGGUGAUUUUAUUCUUAUUUUGUUUACCAGGGCACCUAACCAGUCCUAACCAGUCCUAACCAGUCCUAACCAGUCCUAACCAGUCCAUUUCCAAUCCCAUUAUUGGGCUGACCAUUUCAUCAACACUCAACACAAUUCUACAUUUAAACUGAUUCUUGUGUGUAUACGUAUA
Nerophis lumbriciformis (worm pipefish) is the source of this 1613-nucleotide messenger RNA. RefSeq names its product carbohydrate sulfotransferase 12-like. Gene Ontology annotation, molecular function: sulfotransferase activity. Gene Ontology annotation, biological process: carbohydrate biosynthetic process; proteoglycan biosynthetic process. Gene Ontology annotation, cellular component: membrane. Lineage: Eukaryota; Metazoa; Chordata; Actinopteri; Syngnathiformes; Syngnathidae. The record is from RefSeq and is a predicted model, not a curated record.